AUGAGUGGAUUUUUCGCCAAAGUGAAGAAUGCGACAAAGUUUAUCGGCGCGGCGUCUCAAAAGACCAAGCUCAAGGCGGAGAUUGCGUACAUUGACAACACGAUGAAGGGCCGCAAGCAACAAUUUGGUGUGGAAAUGUACGAUUUGAUGGAGCAAAAGAAGACAUUUGGCGGCAAGACGGAAACGGAGCCGAAAGUGGUGGAAGUCUAUGAAGGCGCUGAGAAGGACAUGGCCAUGAUUAUCGAAAAGAAGGACGCCAAGCAGGGCGAAAUUGACGCGCUGGGCGCCACCAACAAGGACUUGCCCGCCGAGACCAUGGGAGAAAAGGCAUCCAAAGCCGGCAAACAAGCCAAGGAUGCCGCCGUCAAGACCAAAAUUCAAGCCGAAAUGGCAUUGUUGGAUCGAGAAAUCAAAGCACGCAAGCAGUUGUUUGGAAUUCAACUCUACGACGCCAUUAUGCAAAUGGAAGCAUAUGAGCCCACUGAUACAGAAGUCAAGGCCAUUCUAGAUGCCGCCAAACAGGAUAUUGGAGAGCAGCAGGCAAAGAAGGAUGUCAAACAGGAAGAAAUCAAUGUGCUAGACGCAGAACAAGCGGCAGCUGGGGAAGCUGUCUCCUCAUCGGCCACAGCACCACCUGCAGAAGCGAACGCCACCACCACCACCAAUUCGGAUGUGUAA
Molecule: messenger RNA, 678 nt
Organism: Seminavis robusta
Lineage: Eukaryota; Bacillariophyta; Bacillariophyceae; Naviculales; Naviculaceae
Source: the annotation of a GenBank genome assembly